UUGUAUUUUUAAAAGCUUUAACUGCUUUUCUUCUGCUGUAAUGAUAUCACAGAGAGAAGAAAGAGAAGAGAAGAGAGUGAUGGGAGAUAAGAAAUUGAUUUCGUUUUCUUCUUCUUCUUCCUCGAUUUACGAUACUCGUAAUCAUCAUCAUCAUCCACCUCCUCCACCACCGUCUUCUUCUUCCGACGAAAUCUCUCUGUUUCUCCGGCAUAUUUUCGACCGUUCUUCUCCUAAUUUACCUUCUUACUAUUCUCCGGCGACUACGACUACGACGAUGAUCGGAGUUCACGGUGACCCGCAUGCAGAUAACUCGAGAUGUUUCGUUUCUGAUGCUGCUGCUGCGCUCAUGUCGUCGAAGCGCGUCGGUGAUUUCUCUGAGGUUUUAGUCGGUGGAAGCUCAGCCGUUGGAUCAGCCUCUACCGCCGCGUGUUUCGGUUUCAAUAACAACAACAACGUUCAAGGAAACAGCUCUGGGACUAGAGUAUCGUCUUCUUCUGUUGGAGCUAGUGGGAAUGAGACAGAUGAGUAUGACUGCGAAAGCGAGCAGGAAGGAGGAGAAGCUGUGGUUGAUGAAGCUCCUUCCUCCAAGUCAGGAGGUGGUCCUCCUUCUCGUAGUUCAUCUAAGAGAUGCAGAGCUGCUGAAGUUCAUAAUCUUUCUGAGAAGAGGAGGAGAAGUAGAAUCAAUGAAAAAAUGAAAGCUUUACAGAGUCUCAUCCCUAAUUCAAAUAAGACGGAUAAGGCUUCAAUGCUUGAUGAAGCUAUAGAGUAUCUGAAACAGCUUCAGCUUCAAGUUCAGAUGUUGACAGUGAGAAAUGGAAUAAACUUGCAUCCUUUGUGCUUACCUGGAACUACAUUACACCCAUUGCAACUCUCUCAGAUUCGACCCCAAGAAGCGACCAAUGAUCCUCUGCUUAGUCACACCAAUCAGUUUGCUUCGACCUCUAAUGCACCGGAAAUGAUCAAUACCGUGGCUUCUUCAUACGCUUUGGAACCUUCCAUUCGUAGUCACUUUGGACCUUUCCCUCUCCUUACUCCAUCUGUGGAGAUGAAUCGAGAAGGUGGGUUAACUCAUCAAAGGUUGAACAUUGGUCAUUCCAACACAAACUUAACGGGGGAACAAGCUGUGUUUGAUGGACAACAACCUGACUUAAAAGAUCGACUUACCUGAACAGAAUCUCAUCUUUGCUUCUAUAUGUUCUUGUUUCUUAGAACGCAAGAAAACAAAGCUGCCCCCCUGCCUGACAAUGAAUAUGCAUUUAACGGUCUUUAUUUUUAUUUUUUGUAAGGUUCUAUUAUAAUUUACAAAUUGUUGUUGACACAAACUCUAGAGUAUUAGUCUUUGGAUCUAAUAGCUAUAUAUUAAAAAAAAAAAAAGAAUUGAACUUUUUAAUACAAAGUUGUUAGGUUUAUAAAUAUGUUGUAAGGUCAGAUGUAAAUUAUCUAAACCAUCUUCGCAUUGUAUUGAAGACUUGGCUUUGUUAAUUGAAGACUUUUAAGUCUUUAACUA
Molecule: messenger RNA, 1507 nt
Organism: Camelina sativa (false flax)
Lineage: Eukaryota; Viridiplantae; Streptophyta; Magnoliopsida; Brassicales; Brassicaceae
Product: transcription factor SPATULA-like
Cellular component (GO): nucleus
Molecular function (GO): protein dimerization activity
Source: RefSeq, a predicted model, not a curated record